AUGAAUCCCGUUGUGGAAGCAUUUGCUUUCUUCCUGGGUUUUCUGGGAUGGCUGAUGGCCGGGGUCGCCCUUCCCAAUCGGUACUGGAGAGUGUCAACGGUGGACGGUAACGUGAUCACCACGUCCACCAUCUAUGAGAAUCUCUGGAUGUCCUGUGCCACUGACUCGAUAGGAAUUCACAACUGCCGCGAUUUUCCUUCGUUGCUCGCACUAAGCGGGUACAUCCAAGCAUCUCGAGCACUGAUGAUUGCUUCCAUUGUGUUCGGGACGUUUGGGCUGGUGGGAACUCUGGUUGGAAUGCAGUGCUCCAAAAUUGGAGGAGAAAACUACAUUCUAAAGGGGAGGAUUGCAGCAAUUGGAGGGGUGUUCUUCUUACUACAGGGGAUGUGCACCAUGAUCGCUAUAUCUUGGUAUGCAGCCAACAUCACACAGGAAUUCUUUGACCAGUUCUACCCAGGGACAAAGUACGAGAUCGGAGAAGGUUUGUACAUUGGCUGGUCGUCGGCCAUACUUGCCCUGUGCGGAGGUGGCUGUCUGAUGUUUUCGUGCAGUUGUAAGGAGCCAGGUGAAAAAGUGCCUUACCCAUACCAGCCGUCCUCCAGGGGACGUGUGCUGUCCACUACGUCUCGAUCUGCCCCCAGCAACUAUGGAAGAAAUGCAUAUGUGUGACAAGUUACUUAGAUGCAACAAUUAUUGAAAUGCAGUCAAAUUUGAUUUUUUUUUUCUUUACUCAUUUAAACUACUCGUAAUGUUGAUGCACAGUGAUCCACCCACCAUAAUACAUAUGAAGACAGUAGUAGGGCAGUAAAGAUAACAGUAUCUUUAGAGCAAUGACGGUAUGAUCAGUGUGCAAGUACAUUGCAUGGCUACUGUGUGUCAGGACCUACAUGGGAAAAAAGCAAGUCAUGAUUAAGAGCUUAUUAGAAAAAAUAAUUAUUUUUAUACAUAGUAGAAAAAUGGGAGCUAAUCAUUUGUUGGGUAUUUAAAUACGCGGACUCAAAAUUUAGAUGUUAAGACAACAGUACUGUUAAAAAUAAAUACCAUGCCCCAAAAAAACAUUAGGGUCACUGUGAAUUUGAUGUACAUUUAUGGAAAUAUUUAUAUUUGUGACAUUUCUGACUUAUGGAAAUAAACACUUUUGCUUCAGUAAAUUUUGCUUUGUAUACAAAUAAAA
Messenger RNA from Syngnathus typhle (broad-nosed pipefish), 1174 nucleotides. Its product is annotated as claudin-15-like. Bases 1 to 669 code for a protein of 222 amino acids. Lineage: Eukaryota; Metazoa; Chordata; Actinopteri; Syngnathiformes; Syngnathidae. The transcript has 5 exons. Gene Ontology annotation, molecular function: structural molecule activity. Gene Ontology annotation, biological process: bicellular tight junction assembly; cell adhesion. Gene Ontology annotation, cellular component: plasma membrane; bicellular tight junction. The record is from RefSeq and is a predicted model, not a curated record.